CCGCGCCGCUCACUUUGUGACUUUCCUCCCCCCCACCCCAACAACAACAAGCAAAAAGCCUCCAAAUUCAUUGAGGGCAUCGCAGACCGUCUCCUCCUGGCUCCAUAAAAGAGCGCCUCCGUCGCCUUGUUCCUCCCCCCCUCCCCGUCCUUGCAUUGUUUGGGUUUUUGUUUUUUGUUUUUUUGGUUUUGUGUGCCCACUCCAGGCAUCGAACCGCCGGACUUCUCCCGUUGACUUCACACUCUUGCAAGGAAAAAUGGGGAAACAGAACAGCAAGCUGACUCCUGAGGUGAUGGAGGACCUGGUGAAGAACACGGAGUUUAACGAGCACGAGCUGAAGCAGUGGUACAAGGGAUUCCUGAAGGACUGUCCCAGCGGCCGGCUCAACCUGGAAGAGUUCCAGCAGCUCUACGUAAAGUUCUUCCCUUACGGGGACGCCUCCAAGUUUGCACAGCACGCCUUCAGGACCUUUGACAAGAACGGUGACGGCACCAUCGACUUCAGAGAGUUCAUUUGUGCGCUGUCCAUCACCUCAAGAGGCAGCUUUGAGCAGAAACUCAACUGGGCUUUCAACAUGUACGACCUGGAUGGAGACGGCAAGAUCACAAGGGUGGAGAUGCUGGAGAUCAUUGAGGCCAUCUACAAGAUGGUCGGCACGGUGAUCAUGAUGAAAAUGAACGAGGACGGCCUGACACCCGAGCAGAGGGUGGACAAGAUCUUCUCCAAGAUGGACAAGAACAACGACGACCAGAUCUCGCUGGAGGAGUUCAAAGAGGCGGCCAAGAGCGACCCCUCCAUCGUAUUACUGCUGCAGUGUGACCUCCAGAAAUAGGCGGGCAAGUGCGCGCUCCACGCACCAGCUGCCACGGACUGCACAGAGAGAAUUUCAUGUUCCAUUCAGUUUGCAGCUAUUUCCACUGAAGAAAAAAAAAAAAACGACAAAAAAAAACCAAAAAGGUGAAAAAAAUUGCUUGGACUUCUUCCUCUCAACGGAUCUGCUUCUUGUGUUUGAAACACUCGUGUGCAUGAGAAUGUUCAUUUGCUCUAAAAAGAUCUAUAAGCAACAUAAGACAGUGUGCUUGUGCAACAGUGCGGGUGCACACUCACACCAGACACAACACACACACACUCAGUACAUAUGAACAACUCGCACAAAUAAUAUAUAUAUAUAUAUAUAAAUAGAUAUUCAUAUAAAUAUAUUUAAAUUAUUUAAUGAUAAACUGCCAAAAUGUGAAGUGUGCAAAGUAUUUUCCUGACAGUUUCCUUCUACUGGAGCUCGCGCAUCGGUGAUGUGCUACGUUGAAAUUUGUCGCUAUACUCGAAUUAUUGUUUAGCGUUUACUGACGCCUUGUCGUAUUUAAUUUAAGCAAAAAUUCCCGUAAGGAUGUACCCGCCUCCGGUCUCAAAUAUUAGCGCUAGAAGAGAUGAAACUGUUCCCUCAAAAACCACAAAAAAACAAAACAUGCUCGUACUGUCAGUAAACACUAUAAAUGUAGUUAAUUUGCAUGCCUUUAGGUUCUGCCUUAAAAAAAUCUCAUUUUCAUCCGGCGACUGAAGACAGAAAGCCUUAUCAACGCAACACGGCGACUCUCAGAGAGACUUCUACUGAUUUAAAUGUCAUUUUUGUGACCUUUUCAGACAUUUUCUUUUGACUGCUUUAACUGUGGGAGCAUGUUGUAGAUAAGCUGUUCUGUAUGUUGCUUAAAAAAACCUUUUCCUGUUUAAAUACACAUGUUCCCGCCCCCUACAAGCCAACCUAUGCUGAAUGUGGAGGACUGCAUCGCUUCUAGAAGAUACAACUAAAAAACUAAAAGCUGAAUUAGGCCGUAAAGCAAAUAGCAAAAGCUUAUUUUUCUUGCCUUUUUUUUCCCUUAAACCGGGUUGCAUAUCAUUCCGAAAAGUUGGUAGACUUAACGAAGCGUGUGCGACUUUAACGAGAGGACCAUCAGAAAAGGCUAGCAAGUUAGACGAUUCGCCCUCCUCCACCCCUUUGGAAGCACUUCUCUUUUAUCAGUCAGCCUUUUUGUACUUUUUUUACUCCCUUCUUUGCCAUAUUGUACAUGUGCGAGUCCAAGAAAUGCGGUGAAGUGCGGUACCUCCUAAGAAAGACUUCAAUAGCUUUGCUUGACCUUGAUAUAUUGCGAAACUGCACUCGUAGAAACAUUGUCGUACGGUCUCAUGGGAGGGGGCGGGGCAAAUGAGUCGUGGGACUCACGGUUGCUGCAAUAACGAUAUCACUCCAGUCCGUCACUGUCCCUCAGCGGUGUUGAUCGUCUCCGUCUGGCUUUCGAUCUUUCCGUUGUUUCCGGUUACCACUAUUGUUGCUGAUAAGAUACCAAAUGUAAGCGAUGGCGACUCUGUACAAGGAUCCUUUUGUAGCAUGUAUUGUGUCCCUAAUGACAUGGCUGCACUACUCCCUUGUGUUGUGAUUUAAUCAAAUAAAAGGAACUCUAUGGGC
Oryzias melastigma (Indian medaka) is the source of this 2458-nucleotide messenger RNA. It is a transcript of the gene vsnl1a, whose product is annotated as visinin-like 1a. NCBI's taxonomy places the organism in Eukaryota, Metazoa, Chordata, Actinopteri, Beloniformes, Adrianichthyidae. The record is from RefSeq and is a predicted model, not a curated record. The transcript has 4 exons. Gene Ontology annotation, molecular function: calcium ion binding. Bases 257 to 832 code for a protein of 191 amino acids.